Messenger RNA from Zygotorulaspora mrakii, 927 nucleotides. RefSeq names its product RNA-binding ATPase activator ESF2 (gene ESF2). Lineage: Eukaryota; Fungi; Ascomycota; Saccharomycetes; Saccharomycetales; Saccharomycetaceae. The coding region runs from base 1 to 927 and encodes 308 amino acids. Gene Ontology annotation, molecular function: RNA binding. The transcript has a single exon. Gene Ontology annotation, biological process: endonucleolytic cleavage in ITS1 to separate SSU-rRNA from 5.8S rRNA and LSU-rRNA from tricistronic rRNA transcript (SSU-rRNA, 5.8S rRNA, LSU-rRNA); endonucleolytic cleavage in 5'-ETS of tricistronic rRNA transcript (SSU-rRNA, 5.8S rRNA, LSU-rRNA); small-subunit processome assembly. Gene Ontology annotation, cellular component: nucleolus. The record is from RefSeq and is a predicted model, not a curated record.
AUGGCUAUCGAGAGCGGUGAUCAUUCCGAUUUCUCUUCAGAUGACGAGACUUCUUCGAAAAACUUUUUGAUUGUAUCCAAAAAGGCUGGUAGAGAAGUUGAUGCUCAUUUGAUUGAUGAAGGAGCGGAUGAAAAGGAACUCUCUGCCGACUUUGCUAUUAAAAGUGAUCCUCAGGAGGUCCAAAAAGGUGUUACAGACGAAGAUGACGCCAAAAGUAGUAUUCAACGUGAAUUAGAGAAAAAUAAUCAUAAGGAAACUGUAGUAACCAAGAAAAGCUCUCCACAUGAUAAAAGAACACUAAAUGCUACCAAGAAACUCAAUCACAAAACCGGUGUAGUGUACCUUUCGAGUAUCCCCCCAUAUAUGAAACCCGCUAAAAUGAGACAAAUAUUAUCGAAGUUUGGCGAUGUCGAUCGUCUCUUUUUAAGAAGAGAGAAUGAGCAGAAACAUAAACAGAGAACAAGAGGUGGUGGAAAUAGGAAGGUCAUGUAUGAGGAGGGAUGGGCAGAGUUCAUAAGGAAAAGAGACGCUAAGCUUUGUGCUCAAACUUUGAAUGGAAACAUCAUCGGCGGCAAGAAGGGAUCUUUUUAUCAUGAUGACAUUCUAAACGUUAAAUAUUUACCUGGCUUCAAAUGGACUGACUUGACCGAACAAAUAGCUAGAGAAAACGACAUAAGACAGUCAAAAUUAGAGAAAGAAAUAACAUUAGCAAACAAGUUGAAUGCUGAAUACGCUAAAAAUGUUGAAAUUAGCAGAACUAUAACAAACAUGAGAAAGAGCAAGAAAAGGUCCAGUAACGACGACAAUCAAAUACAUCGAAACUUCAAGCAGCACAAAGUAUCCACCACAAGGGCAGAUGCUCCAGAGCACAUCAAAAAUACCAGUUCAUCUAACGAACUCGGCUCUGUACUAAAUAACUUGUUAUAA